Molecule: messenger RNA, 675 nt
Organism: Lathyrus oleraceus (garden pea)
Lineage: Eukaryota; Viridiplantae; Streptophyta; Magnoliopsida; Fabales; Fabaceae
Exons: 4
Coding region: 1-675 (224 amino acids)
Source: RefSeq, a predicted model, not a curated record
AUGAGGGCGGUUUGUAGAGAUAAGAUUUCAAAUGGAUCUGGUAACACUUCUUUGUCUUUUGAAGAUGUGUACGGGCUUAAUAGAGAAGGAUUAUUAGGGAUAGAGCAGGCUCUAAAAGUUUCUGAGAGAGAGGUAGAGCAGGCUCUAAAAGUUUCUUUUGUCAAGAAAGACCAGAAGCAGUCUUGGUUAGAAGCCAAGAAAAUACAUGAUUAUUGGUCAAACAAGGAGAGGAAAUCAGAAGAAGGAAAUAUAUCUAGAAGUUCUGAUGAUGAACACGUGUUAUUAAUUGCUUCUGAUUCUGAUAAGUUAACUUCUGAAGAUAUUGAUUCUGAUUCUAAAAAUGAGUCAGAGCUUGAAAAUGAUUCUGGGAGUGAGUCAGAAUCAGAAGGAAAGAUUGGUUCUAAGGAAGAAUAUGAUUCUGAUCUAGAUUCUGAUGGUGAUUCAGAUUCUGGUGUUCCAUAUUCUGAUGGUAAUUUAGAUUCUGGUGGUAGUCUAGAAUCUGGGAAUAUUCUAGAUUCUGAAGGUGGUCAUGCUUCUGAAGUCGGUACUUCUGGAGUUUCAGUAUCUGAUAUUGUUCAAGAAUCAGAAUGUUUUGAACAAGUUCAUAGAAUCAGGAACAUUCAGAGGAGGUUUACAGCAUCUGAUAUUGUUCCAGAAUCAGAAGGUUCUAAAUAA